Molecule: messenger RNA, 366 nt
Organism: Truncatella angustata
Lineage: Eukaryota; Fungi; Ascomycota; Sordariomycetes; Amphisphaeriales; Sporocadaceae
Exons: 1
Coding region: 1-366 (121 amino acids)
Source: RefSeq, a predicted model, not a curated record
AUGGCUUUCCACGACCUUCCGCUCAUCUUGCAAUGCUUGUGCAACAUGGCCGUCGACAAUGAUGACAAACAUUGUCCAGAUCAUCGUCAUGGCCCUCAAAAUCCAUAUGACAUUCGACGGACACGGGUCAGGCCCGUGAUAGAAAAGAUUGUAGAGAGCAUCGCGCAGAAUGUUGGCAACCGUGGACUUGGGCUCCCCGAAUUUUCAGAUGAACUUUUGGAGUCUGGUACAUGUCGCCACGUCGUAGAAGCAGACAUUUUCAUUUUCAAGGGUCCAUCGAGGUCUCCAUACCUGGAAAGAAACUCAUCGCAAUCUCAUGCCCAAAAGUCUUUCGAGCCUAACUAUCUUCGUGGAAGAGAAAUGUGA